Messenger RNA from Didymodactylos carnosus, 252 nucleotides. The record is from the annotation of a GenBank genome assembly. Lineage: Eukaryota; Metazoa; Rotifera; Eurotatoria; Philodinida; Philodinidae.
AUGAAUAUUUCAAUUCCAGCAUUAAUAUUGAUUUUGUGUUUAACUAUUCAAGCCUAUCCAAUACAGCAACAAGGUUUAUUAGCACUACAGAAACGUUUACAAACUCUUGUUAGAGUGGCAAAAGAGAAUGAACAUUAUGAUUCUAUUAGAGAAAUCGAUGAAAUUUUCAAUCUGCUUGGAAAUGAUAACAAACAAGAAAAAUCAGAAGUAGUGGAAAGGUACAAUCCAAAACGACAACGAGAUUUUGAAUAG